AUGCUUCCCAUCGACAGCACCAAUGAGGUCGCCUAUUCGUUUGUUGUGUUCGGCGCUUCGGGUCGUCUGGCGCUCAGCCGCGUCUUUCCGGCGCUCUGGCAACUCUAUCGCGACAAUCGCCUGCCGCAGGGCAUCAAGAUCUUCACGUUCUGUCGCACGAAGCUCGAGCUGCGCACAUUUCGCAUCAAGUGCGUGCCCUACAUGGACUUGGAGAGGAGCCGCGACCCGGAGAAGUACAACAGCUUCUGGACGAACGUGUACUGCCUCGCGGGCCAGUACGACAAUGCGGAGGAUUAUGCGGAGCUCACGGCCGCCAUGGCGCGGCAGGAGAGCAGGCACGAUAUGCUGGUGGCCAAUCGGAUAUUCUACCUGGCGCUGCCGCCCAUUGUCUUCGACCAGGUGACCCUGAACAUUGCGCGCAAGUGCCUCUCGAGCAGCGGCUGGAAUCGUGUGGUGGUGGAGAAGCCCUUCGGGCGCAGUGACGUUGCGUACAAGGUGUACCAGACGCAGCUGUGCCAGACCUUCAAGGAGUCGCAGAUCUACAUGAUCGAUCACUACCUGAGCCGGCAGGUCAUCCACAACUUCUUCGUGCUGCGCUUCACCAAUCUGAUCUGGUCGGAGACCUGGAACAACAAGCACAUCGCAGCGAUCAUGAUCAGCGUGAAGUGCGAGAAGCCGGUGCAGGCACGCGCGGACUACUUCAAUCAGUACGGCAUCAUACGCGACGUUAUGACCAACCACAUGAUGCAGCUGCUGGCGAUGCUCGCCCUGGAGCAGCCGUACAGCAGCGAUGUGGAGGACCUGCGCGACGAGCGGCUGAAGGUGCUGAGGCAGGUGCUCACCGUGGAGUUCAGCGACGUGCUGCUGGGUCAGUAUGUCAACAAUGGCCGGGAGCAGGAUCCCGCCAAGGUGGGCUACACCCAGCACUCGUACAUACCCAAGGACUCGGUGACGCCCACCUAUGCGAUGGCUGUGCUGCGCAUCAACAACAAGCGCUGGACCAGCGUGCCCUUCAUCCUGCGCGUGGGCAAAGCGCUCAACGAGACGAAGACCGAGGUGCGGGUGCAGUACAAGCCGACGCAGUGCAACCACAGUGGCAACUCCUCGAGCAUACCCAAUGAGCUGGUGCUGCGCCUGGCGCCGCGCGAGCAGCUCUUCAUGCGCAUGAUGCAGAAGCGGCCGGGGCCGAGGAUGGCGCUCCGCGAGACGGAGCUGGACCUGCUCCUGCGCGAUCGGGCGGUGCCGGCCAACUAUCAGGCUCUGCUGCUGGACGUCUUCGCCGGCAACCAGAUGAUGUUCAUGCGCACCGACGAGCAGUGUGAAAUCUGGCGCAUCUUCUCGCCCGUCCUGGCCGAGAUCGAGUACGAGCGCCCGCGGCCCUUCUACUACGAGUUUGGCUCAUGCGGGCCAAUGGCCGCCUACGAAAUGGCAGCCCGGCAAGGCUUUAAGUUUUACGAGUCCGACGAGUGGCACGCCAGCCGGGGCAAUCCAAGUGCCACAGCCGAUGUCAGCAAGGCAACUCUCAACCGAGCCCAACAGGCGACGCCCACCUGGAUGAAUCCCCUGGCGUAGCAGCUCAGUUUUUGUUUAAAGUCAAUUUUAGUUUUAGU
Molecule: messenger RNA, 1610 nt
Organism: Drosophila navojoa
Lineage: Eukaryota; Metazoa; Arthropoda; Insecta; Diptera; Drosophilidae
Product: glucose-6-phosphate 1-dehydrogenase
Biological process (GO): pentose-phosphate shunt, oxidative branch; glucose metabolic process
Cellular component (GO): cytosol
Molecular function (GO): glucose-6-phosphate dehydrogenase activity; NADP binding
Source: RefSeq, a predicted model, not a curated record